AGGAGAAGCAACAUAACACAACACAAACCACCCGAAAUAUGAACAAAAAACACAUAGCCAGUGUCACACUGAGCAACAAAAACAACUUUUUUCUGUACUUUCUCACGAAUUUUGAUCUGUUACUGUUUUUCUUCCAAUGGAAACUAUUCUCUCCCCUCCUUUUUCUCCUCUCUUCAACCCCAAAACUUCCCUUUCAAAGCCUUUUCUUUCCCUUUCUCACUUACCCAGAUCAACUAAGCCAAUUUGCUGCAGCCUCAGAAAACAACAUUCCCAGAUUGAAAAAGAAUCUUUUUCAGUACCCAAAAGUUGGGUUUCUCAUGUCCAGCAAGGAUUAGCUGCUCUAGCUAUUUCUUUAGCCCUUAAUUUUUGCCCAGUUGUGUCUUCUGAUUCUGCAUUGGCAUCUGAAUUUGAUGUGUUAAAUGAAGGGCCACCAAAGGACUCAUAUGUAGUUGAUGAUGCUGGUGUGCUUAGCAGGGUGACAAAGUCUGAUUUGAAGGCAUUGUUGUCUGAUGUAGAGAAGAGAAAAGGCUUCCACAUUAAUUUCAUCACUGUCCGCAAGCUCACUAGCAAAGCUGAUGCUUUUGAGUAUGCUGAUCAAGUUUUGGAGAAGUGGUACCCUAGUGUUGAACAAGGAAAUGAUAAGGGUAUAGUUGUGCUCGUUACAAGUCAAAAGGAAGGCGCAAUAACUGGUGGCCCUGAUUUUGUAAAGGCCGUUGGAGAUACUGUUCUUGAUGCUACCGUCUCAGAGAACCUUCCAGUCUUGGCUACUGAAGAGAAGUACAAUGAAGCAGUUUUCAGCACUGCCAGACGUCUCGUUGCAGCCAUUGAUGGCCUUCCUGACCCUGGUGGCCCCCAACUCAAGGAUAACAAAAGAGAGUCCAACUUUAAAUCCAGAGAGGAAACUGAUGAGAAAAGAGGACAAUUCACACUUGUGGUUGGUGGGCUGUUAGUGAUUGCUUUCGUUGUUCCUAUGGCUCAAUACUAUGCAUAUGUUUCAAAGAAGUGAACUGUCUGAUUCUGGAAAGUUACAUUUGAGUAAGCAUGUAUAUUAUCGUGUACAAAAUGGUCCAUUCGGAAAUGACUGAUUCAUGAGAUAUUUAAAAAGGAUAAAUAUGAA
Molecule: messenger RNA, 1117 nt
Organism: Solanum stenotomum
Lineage: Eukaryota; Viridiplantae; Streptophyta; Magnoliopsida; Solanales; Solanaceae
Product: UPF0603 protein At1g54780, chloroplastic
Exons: 3
Coding region: 137-1006 (289 amino acids)
Source: RefSeq, a predicted model, not a curated record